AUGUCUUCGGAACAAACGAUCCCAGCAGAACUGCAGCAAUAUAUAGAUCAAGCAGUUUCGAAAUUACCUAGAAAUAGUAGCUGGCCAUUUAUACAAGGUUUUUUGUUAGGUCAACUUACUAUUGUAGUUUUGAUUCUCGCUUUUAUAAAAUUCAUGUUGUUGGAAAAAGCCACCAAGCAACAGAAG
Messenger RNA from Racocetra persica, 186 nucleotides. NCBI's taxonomy places the organism in Eukaryota, Fungi, Glomeromycota, Glomeromycetes, Diversisporales, Gigasporaceae. The record is from the annotation of a GenBank genome assembly.